Acanthopagrus latus (yellowfin seabream) is the source of this 1995-nucleotide messenger RNA. RefSeq names its product erythrocyte membrane protein band 4.1 like 4A (gene epb41l4a). The record is from RefSeq and is a predicted model, not a curated record. The coding region runs from base 62 to 1678 and encodes 538 amino acids. Lineage: Eukaryota; Metazoa; Chordata; Actinopteri; Spariformes; Sparidae. The transcript has 23 exons. Gene Ontology annotation, cellular component: cytoskeleton.
AGAGGAAAAGAAGAGGCAGAAGAAGCAGAAGAAAAAGAAAGUACCUGUAGCAGCAGUAACAAUGGCCUGUUUCCGUGGUAACCGAGAGGAAUUUUAUGGGGAGGUGCUGCUAUUGGAUGAGAAGAAGAUCACGCUUAUGGCCGAGCAAGGCAUCAAGAAAUCUUCAAAAGCGGCAGCCAUCUUGCAGCAGGUAUUCUCUCACCUGCGCCUGGUCGAGGUCGAAUUCUUUGGUUUGAGGUUCUGUGACAACAAACAACAGACGAACUGGUUGGAUCCUUCAAAAACUCUUUCACAACAUCGAGACCUCACUGGGCCACCAUAUAUUUUCUACUUUGGUGUCAAAUUUUACACUGAGGAUCCGUCAAAACUGAAAGACGAGACUACUCGGUAUCAGUUUUACCUGCAGGUCUGUCAGGAUGUCCGUCGAGGUCGUCUGCCAGUACCCGCCCACCUCAGGCCACGCCUCGCUGCUCUGAUGCUACUUGCGGAGCAGGAAGAUCACAGCGAGCUGAAGUUUGAUUCCGAGGAACAUCAGGAAAUACGACACAUCUACAAAACACUCAGAGGUGUCUCUCGUCCUGUGGCUCAGCAUCACUUCCUGUCCCUCUGCAGCUCUCUGCAGAUGUUUGGAGUCUCUCUGUUUGUUGCCUAUGGUGAGAAUCAAACUGAGUAUUUCCUGGGUCCAACUCCAGUGGGUGUGGUCAUCUAUAAGAACAAAGUGCUGGUGGGGAAAUAUUUCUGGCAGAGGAUCAUCAAGCUUCACUUCAAAGAGGAGACGUUUGAGCUCCGGGUCAGCGGAAAGAGGGGUUCAGAGACGUCAUUCUUCUUUCAGACGUCAGAUCGAUCCGAUUGUAAGCGUUUGUGGAAGUGCUGUGUCCAACACCACAUCUUCUUCAGGAUGUCUGAGUCCAGACCAUCAACACACACACUGAAACACGACAGUAUUGCUCGUUCUCCCACUCUGGCUUUUCCUCGGCUGAACAUUGGUGGACUGAGAAUCAAAUCCAUCAACAACAAAACAGCAGAUGUCUGUAUGAGAGCAAAAAAUCGCACCAAUCAGACAUCGAGAGUUGCCAGUGAACCGAUAAUGAUGCAUACAGCGCCAUCUGCUGUUCACAGGUCGGAAGGUGGAGCAGAGCAGGACAAUGUGAAGCCCAGUGCACCAUGGGAAAACAGCGGCUCUCUGAAUGGCCUUUUCAACCUGAGGUUUCCUCCGAACACCGAAGAAGAGGAAGAUGAUAAGGGAGGAAGACCACAGAGGCGAAGCAGAAGUCUGGAUGGAGAUCGACCAAUGAGACGGAGGGGGAGGAGGUCUCAUUCCCAUGGCAACACAAGCAGUGGCAGCGAAUCAGAGAAAAUGGAGAGUCAUAGCACCCGAUGCAGAAGAAGAACAAAGAAGCGUUCUGAUUCCACCUGCCGCUGCCGUGCCAGAUCACGGAGUCCCAGUGCCCUUGCAUGGAAACACAUCCAGAAGCAGCUGGUGGAGCCUGAUGGUUUGAUGGAAAGACAAACAGAGGAAAUACCUUAUAAGGAAGUAAGAGUCUCAGAACAAAUCAGAAUGCAUCGUUCUCCAAGGGGGCGGCGACAUCAUCGGUGGGCAUCAGCUACAGACCUCCAUUUAAAGAUUGAGUUGGUACCUCCUCUUCCUGUUACCAAGGCAAAUGACACUUCCUGUUAAUAAGCCACACAUCUGUGAGGCAGCUGCUACAUCUUUAUCCACAAUUCAUUGCUCACAGUAAAAGCCCUAGCCCUGUGUGUGUGUGUACAUACAGUAAAUUACAAAGUAGUUUAUAUUGUUUAUGUGACUGUACAAGUUUUCAGAUUGAAUAUGAAUUAUUAUUAUUACUAUUAUUAUCAUUAUCAUUAUUAUUAUUAUUAUUAUUAUUAUUAUUAUUAUUAUUAUUAUUAUUAUUAAUAAUAAUAAUAAUAAUAAUAAUAAUAAUAAUAAUAAUACAUUAAAUAUGACUAUGAAAUAUUAUGUUCACAUUCAUAUUA